Mesocricetus auratus (golden hamster) is the source of this 6475-nucleotide messenger RNA. It is a transcript of the gene Grk3, whose product is annotated as G protein-coupled receptor kinase 3. The record is from RefSeq and is a predicted model, not a curated record. Gene Ontology annotation, molecular function: G protein-coupled receptor binding; ATP binding; G protein-coupled receptor kinase activity. Gene Ontology annotation, biological process: regulation of signal transduction; protein phosphorylation; G protein-coupled receptor signaling pathway. NCBI's taxonomy places the organism in Eukaryota, Metazoa, Chordata, Mammalia, Rodentia, Cricetidae.
GCGUCGGGGUCGCGCGUCGGGCGCGCCGUGGCCCCGUCGGGGCGGCGGGAGCUGCGGAGCCGCCAUGGCGGACCUGGAGGCCGUGCUGGCCGACGUCAGCUACCUGAUGGCUAUGGAGAAGAGCAAGGCUGCGCCGGCUGCGCGCGCCAGCAAGAAGGUCGUCCUGCCGGAGCCCAGCAUCCGGAGCGUGAUGCAGAGGUAUCUUGCAGAAAGAAACGAAAUAACCUUUGACAAGAUUUUCAAUCAGAAAAUCGGCUUCCUGCUAUUUAAAGACUUCUGUCUGAAUGAAAUCGAUGAAGCCGUGCCGCAGGUGAAGUUUUAUGAAGAGAUAAAAGAAUACGAGAAACUGGACAACGAAGAGGACCGGCUGCGCCGGAGCCGACAGAUGUACGAUGCCUACAUCAUGCGGGAGCUCCUGUCCUGUACACAUACAUUCUCAAAGCAAGCUGUGGAACAUGUUCAGAGCCAUCUCUCCAAGAAACAGGUGACAGCCACUCUUUUCCAGCCAUACAUAGAGGAAAUCUGUGAGAGCCUUCGAGGGGACAUUUUCCAAAAAUUCAUGGAAAGCGAUAAAUUCACCAGAUUUUGUCAGUGGAAGAAUGUGGAGUUAAAUAUCCAUCUGACCAUGAACGACUUCAGUGUGCACAGGAUUAUUGGCCGAGGAGGCUUUGGGGAAGUUUACGGCUGCAGGAAAGCAGACACCGGGAAAAUGUAUGCCAUGAAAUGCUUAGACAAGAAGAGGGUGAAAAUGAAGCAGGGGGAGACGCUGGCCUUGAACGAAAGGAUCAUGCUGUCCCUUGUCAGCACUGGGGACUGUCCCUUCAUUGUCUGCAUGACCUAUGCCUUCCACACACCAGACAAACUCUGCUUCAUCCUGGACCUGAUGAACGGGGGCGACAUGCACUACCACCUCUCCCAGCACGGGGUAUUUUCUGAGAAGGAGAUGCGCUUUUAUGCCAGCGAGAUCAUCCUGGGCCUAGAGCACAUGCACACCCGCUUCGUUGUCUACAGAGACCUGAAGCCUGCAAACAUCCUCCUGGAUGAGCAUGGGCAUGUGAGGAUAUCUGAUCUUGGCCUCGCCUGCGAUUUCUCCAAAAAGAAGCCUCACGCCAGCGUGGGCACCCAUGGGUACAUGGCUCCCGAGGUGUUGCAGAAGGGGACAUCGUAUGACAGCAGCGCUGACUGGUUCUCCUUGGGUUGUAUGCUCUUCAAGCUCCUGCGGGGCCACAGCCCCUUCAGACAGCAUAAAACCAAAGACAAGCACGAGAUAGACCGCAUGACCCUGACGGUGAACGUGCAGCUUCCUGAUGCCUUCUCCCCUGAGCUGAGGUCCCUCUUGGAGGGUUUGCUCCAGCGGGACGUGAGUCAGCGGCUGGGCUGCUGCGGAGGCGGGGCACAAGAGGUGAAGGAACACAUCUUCUUCAAGGGCAUCGACUGGCAGCAUGUGUACUUGCGGAAGUACCCACCACCCCUAAUCCCUCCCCGGGGAGAGGUCAACGCUGCAGAUGCUUUUGAUAUCGGUUCGUUUGAUGAAGAGGACACCAAAGGCAUUAAGCUGUUGGACUGCGAUCAAGACCUCUAUAAGAACUUCCCACUGGUGAUCUCCGAGCGCUGGCAGCAGGAAGUGGUGGAGACCAUCUACGACGCCGUCAAUGCCGAUACGGAUAAAAUUGAGGCCAGGAAGAGGGCUAAAAAUAAGCAACUUGGUCAGGAGGAAGAUUAUGCCCUGGGGAAGGAUUGCAUCAUGCACGGGUUCAUGCUGAAGUUGGGGAACCCCUUCCUCACGCAGUGGCAGAGGCGCUACUUCUACCUCUUCCCCAACAGACUAGAGUGGAGAGGAGAGGGUGACUCACGGCAAAAUUUACUGACCAUGGAUCAGAUCCUGUCUGUGGAAGAGACCCAGAUUAAAGAUAGAAAAUGCAUAUUAUUCAGAAUAAAAGGAGGGAAGCAGUUUGUCCUGCAAUGCGAGAGUGACCCCGAGUUUGCACAGUGGCUGAAGGAGUUGACAUGCACCUUCACUGAGGCUCAGAGGCUGCUGCGCCGUGCCCCCAAGUUCCUCAACAAACCCCGAACCACCAUCCUGGAGUUCUCCAAGCCACCGCUGUGUCACAGAAAUAGCAGCGGCCUCUGAACCACAGAGCAGCAGGGCCUGCAGGAGGGGCCCCGGCUCUUCAGCCCAGGAAUCAGCCCAGGAGUGGAGUGGAGCCACAAGGAGCCAUGUGGAGCUGAGACACAGCAGUUCUGAGUACUGGGCUGCUCCAGGCUGGGGAUGCCCAUGACAUCAAGAUGGCCCUGCAGGAGUUGGGACAUCCUCUGGACUGACCUGUCCACACGUGAAAUUACUGGAGAAGCAGAAGGUGUUUCUCUGCGCACCCACUUACUUUGGUAUCCACGGACUCAGAACAUGAAAUGAGCCUUACCACUCAAGCUCUCGUGUCUGGCAUAAAGCAUAUCUGGGGUGGGACCACAGUGUCCAGGACUGAUGUAUCUGUGUGCCUGCCUGAAGUUUGGGGGUUGUGGCUCCAAAUCUUGGAGGAGGCACAGUAGCCUAGGGUCCCUGUAGGUCAGGGAUAGCUCCUAGCUGUUUCAGAGGUGAUGAUGUAGCACAGAGUACCAUGUACACUGCCUGCCUCUGAUGGUUCUGCUCCAGGAAUGCCAGACAGAGGGCAGAGUUAGGAAUGUUCCCUUGAGGAAUCACCACAGCAUCCAUCAAGGCCACUUCUGGUCAACACGACCAGAAGAGAUGCCCCAGGACUUCAAGUCAAGCAGGAUAUAGGUAACCCACCAAGCAGUACGUGUACAAGCUCAGGGUCUCCAUGAUGGCAGGUCUAUGGCCAAGUCCUGCUUCUUCUGCCUGGCCUGAGAAGUAUAUCCAAGGAUCUGUCUGAGGCAAAAAAGAAUUGCUGCCUUGCCCUUCAGUAUAAUUUAUAAUGAACUCACACUGAUGGGUGACAGUGUCCAGGGGUCUCCUGUUGUACCCUGGCAUGACCCUUAUCUUUCUGUCAUUAAUGCACUAUGCACCGGGUUGUUCCGAUAAGGGGCUGCAGAUUGCCCAGCACCCUUCCCCCAAAGAUUAUUUCCUCCACUGCUGCCCUGAGUAAAUUCUGGGUCUCUGUGCCACCACGCUGAAAUAGAAGUCCUGGAAGGUCUCCAUGGACUUGUCAAGUUCCUGGGGGCUGUGUUACAGAGUCGCUAGACAAACUGCUGAGCACAUAAAGAAACCUGGCAUUGAAACUCUUUGCAUUCUGUCCUGGAUCUUUCUAACAGUACCCAGUGUGUAUUCUCGUGUUCAUGUUCUGGGAAAAUAAGGUGUUUAUUAAUUUAUUUUAAAAUCGCAAUUAUCUUUUGAGAGUUUGGAAGAUAAUGUAUCUGUUACUGUGCAUGUGUGUGAGGGACCUGUGGGUCUCGGUGCCCAUUCAGGGUCUGAGUUUGCAUACAUGUGCCACUGUUCACUGCCUCCAGUGUGGGACUGUAGCUGCAACCUAGUAGGACACCCUGCUUGCUUGCUUAACUAACUAGUGUGCAGAUUUUAUUGCACACAUGCACAUGUAGUUAAGUACUGAUGUCACUGUGUGGGUGUGACUGGAAUGGGCAGCUCACCACACAAGCUCUAUCAGACCUGCAGGGGCAAGGGCUGCAAAUCUGGCCUUUUCAGGGAAUACACAGGAGCCUCUCCCAUCAGGACGGUGACUUGACCUCUGCAGGUGUUGGGCUAGCCAGAGUAAAUCUUGUAUUGGAGUUAUAGCCAUACCAAAGGGUUUUACAAGAUCAUGGAUCCUGUACCCAGAUAAUACUGAGGCAGACUCUCACAGACAUCAUGUAUUAUUAUUUCAGAGGAGUCAGUUUUAAGGCCCCUUCUCUUUUAAAGGAGCUAUGUUUGUGUUUGGGGUGGGUCUCCUAAGAGUCCCCCUGCCUCAGACUUAAUCUAAGUAAACCUUUUUAAUCCCCUCAACCCCAUUUCCCUCAUAAGGACACAGCUAAGAGGGAGGGACGAUGACCCUUGCCUGCAGUCCUUAAGAUUCGCACGGGUGGAUGAUGGGUCAUCAGGUCUUUCCACCCAAGCACGAGGUGAGGGGGUGUCAUGGGCCCACAGGGUGGAUGGAGUCACCAGCUGAGUUUGCCAUGCAUGGCUGUUUGAGAGUUUCCUGUCACGUUAGUGGAUCCCUAGAUGCCAGGUGCUUCUUGUACCAUUAACAGAACAAACCCGUGUUCUCCUUAUUCUGACUUCUGGAGCAGAAUUCUUAACAUGAUCCAAGAUGUUCUAGGUGAUGCUGUUUUUAUACAAUCAAGUUCUGAGAAGCCUCAGUUUCAUAAAACAAGAGAAUCAGAUCGUUUUAAAGCAGCUAUAUGACACAUACCUUUGGCAAGCCCCGGUUUGUUUAUUUUUUAACCUAAAAUAGCCUCUUGCCCUUGGGGCUCCCCACUCAUGCCUCCAGCAUGAUUCUUUUCAGCAAAGCCUGUAGAAAUUGCCUCACUGUCAUGGUUGACAGGGGAACCUGUCUCACUGUCUGAUGCAGGGACCUGCACAAUGAUGGUCCCAUUAGCUGACGUUACAAACUGUGUAAAACCAGCAAUGAAGUGUGGAUGGUGGGGAGAGAUGACAUCCUUUCGAGAAAGACAUCAUUGGGCAGACUUGAUGCAGCAGUUCUAUGAGUCCAGCCUUGACUGACAGAGGCAGGAGGCUUGUGAGUUUGAGGCUAGCCUGGGAUACAUAGCAAAACCCUGCCUUCAGAACACCAAGGGCUGUGGCAGUAGCUCUGGGGCCAAGCUCUUGUCUGGAAUGUUCAUGGCUCUGGGUUUAAUCCCCAGUGUGCAUGGAGGGUGGGAAACCUACUGUUAGCCAACUAAUAAGAUUUAGCCUGAGUGGCCCCUUGACCUCGGCCAUGUAUCUAUUAGAAGCAGCUGUUCUGAGGCCCCACUGGCCACGAUUAUUCACCAGUGGACAGUGCGGUGAAGGGUCAGGGCUCCCCAGGACAGGAACUGGACCACUUCAGGUACCUGGGAAGCCAGGGGAUGCCAUGGUCAGAGCAGGUAGAGAAGGUUUGCUUGGCUGGCUGAUGGAAACCAUUCUCCUGACAUGACAGAACACCAAGGAAGGGAUGGUGGAUGCUGGUGGGAGAUUCCCUGGGAAUUCCCAAGUGAUGUCUACAAGGCUUGGUUGCUGUUCCCGAGACCUCGUUGCUUCCCUCAUGAAGGAGCCGUGCGUUAUUCACUGGACAUUCUCAGGAAGUUCCCCCAUCAUGGUAUAUCCCUGGACACUGAGCGAGUGCUUUGUAGCCUAGGCAGAGACAGUGUCCUGGUCACUGUUAUUGAAUGUACUGCCGGGGUGGGGGGAGGUGUCCAGCUUGGUCCCAGGGAACCCCAGGAUGACAACACGGGCCUUUCUGCACGUUUAACUCCAUAUCCACUUUGAAAUUUCAUAACUUAAAAUUUCAAAAUUAAAAAACAAAACCCCCCCUUUUUUCCCUGAGUGAUGUUUACUUGAAAGUCUUAAUUGCUCACAUCUGCGUUAAUAUGAUUGCUUUAUUCGGGUCUCCUUUUCGUUUGUCUGUUACCAUGGAAUGAAGAAGGCUGAACUGUAAGCCUCUUCUCCUGAGUUGUGAUGGACUUUAGGGUUUUCCUUGUUGAGUUGCUUUCCUUAAAGAAUAAGAGAGAACUGAGCACAGCCUCUCAUAUCCCUCAUCCCUAAUGUUCAGGACGCUGAGACAGGAGGAUGACAAGUCCCAGGACAGCCUGGGCUAUGUAGUGAAACCCUGCCUUAGAAAUAAGUAACUAACAGACUAAGAGUUGUUGCUUUAUGACACAACACAGGUGUGACCACUCCUACCAGCAAUGGGGAGGUGCUGUGUCCCUGAGAUGUGUAGAACCCACACAUCUUUAACGGCCGUUCUUAAAGACAGAGACCUCACAGGAAGUGGGUUCAAAGUAUUCGCCCUUCAUGAAGAACAAAAAUUAAUUCAAACCCAUAGCAUAGAGUUAGGUUCUCAGCAUCAGAGUCCUUCUGCAAACAAAUACCUACACUUCCUUCCCUUUUCAUUUUGCCCUGGAGGUAAAAUGUCUUUGAUGGGGGGGGGGGGUAGGAGGGGAGCAAUCAUUCCAAUGUCAACUGUGAUUUUUGUUUGUUUCCUUGGUUGUUUACCUGCCCAUUGAUUGUACACAAUGCAUGUGGAUUAUAAACUCAACACACUGGCUUUUUUUUUUUUAGUUCAGUUGUUAAAUUAUAUUUUUCUAUGUUCUACGUGAUAGCAGACCUGGCUUUUUCUGUUACAGAGAUGGAUGGACCUGUAGCUAUGAGACAAGAGUUCUAUUUUUUAGCACAAAAAAAGCAUUUUAUAUUAUUUAUUGAAUCUGUAUAUGUGUUCCCAUGGAAACCAUCUGUAUUACUGCUCCUUGUGAUCUGAGUGUAUAGUUUGUUAUUUAAAGAGAUGGCAGCCUUUUGUGUUGUUGAAACAAUAAAACUGAGCUCCUACAAGCA